AUGGGGACCUCGCCGUCUUGCCCAGUGAAGGUAGCUCUUCAUGAGCUUCUUGAUAGUAAGGGCUUGAAAUUUAAAGAUCGAGCUUUGGCUCAAUUUCUUAGCGAGGUGGAAGCGGUGGCUCCGUGGUUUGCAGUGUCAGGAAACCUGUCAUUAGCCUGCUGGGAUAAGUUAGGAAGGGAUCUGGACCGAGCAUGGGAGGAGGGUACUCUACAGGACAAAAAGGGAAAGACCGGGGUGCGAGGGAUCUGGAGGGUUAUUCGAACCUGCUUGACUAGUGAGGAGUGUGUUCCUGCCAUUCAAGCAACAACGGAGGCGUUAGAGCAAGUGAAAGAGAUGCGGUCAGAGACUCGAUCUACCAACUCAAGACAGUCAAAAGAGAGAGAAAAGGGAGAGUUACCAGGGCUAUACCCAAGCCUGAAGUCAGGGUCAGAGGAUAGCUCAGAGGAUGAAAUAGAAAAAUUAGAAGAGGCAGUACAAGGGCUGCUAGCUAAGAUGGAGGAUAUUAUAGCCAAAAGGAAGAAGAAGCCACCUAGCAAGAAAAAAGUGGAAGCAGGGUGGGACAGGGCAGACAGGAUAGAACCGAGUGCGCCGCCGCCUUAUGCGGAACAAGAAGGUGCACAGGGCUGGACAGCUCCAAAGUCAUCCUGUACGUUUUGUCCCAAGACCUGGCGGGAGGCGGCAGCCGCCUUCCCUGUCUUUGAGGAUGUUAAUCAUGUGAGGUCUUAUGAGCCCCUAGAAUUUAAGAUUCUCAAAAAUUUAUCUGAGUCUGUGCAGACAUAUGGUGUCAAUGCCUCUUUUACUCAGGCACAGAUAGAAAGGCUUACUAACUCAGCCAUGACACCGACAGACUGGAUGUCUCUUGUGAAGGCCUGCCUGUCCAUGGGACAAUACCUUGAUUGGAAGUCCUUAUAUACAGAAUUUGCUCAACAGCAGGCUCGAGAAAAUGCAGCUCAAGGUCAGGCUGCAUGGAGCCUUGAUAUGUUAAUGGGGCAGGGCCAAUGGCUGAACAAUCAGACAGCAUAUCCACCACAAGUAUAUGCACAGAUAAAUGCUAUGGCAGUGAAAGCAUGGAAGGCCUUACCAAAUAAAGGGGAAGUAUCAGGUAAUCUGACAAAGAUUGUCCAAGGGUCUACAGAGCCUUUCUCAGAUUUUGUAGCCAGAAUGAUGGAGGCUGCAGGCAGAAUAUUUGGGGAUCCUGAUACCGCUAUGCCCCUGAUACAACAGCUCAUAUUUGAGCAGUGUACUAGAGAGUGCCGACAAGCAAUAACUCCAUGGAAGUCUAAAGGUUUGACAGCCUGGAUGAAGGCAUGCAGGGAAUUGGGCGGUCCUCUCUCUAAUACUGGCUUAGCAGCUGCAGUGGUACAGGGGAUAGUGCAGCAUUCUAAAAGCAAAACCAAAGCUCCUGGAGCUUGCUUUUCCUGUGGUAGGCAAGGACAUUUGAAACGUCAGUGUCCUGAUAAAGGAAAAGGGGCCACGACACGUCCUCCUGGGCUAUGUCCUAGAUGCAGGAAAGGUAAUCAUUGGGCAAAUGAAUGCAGGUCAGUGAAAGAUAUCAAUGGACAACCUCUUGGACAGAUAAAUACUUAUCCUGUUUCAAAAAACGGGAUGCAGGGCCCCAGGCCUCAGGGCCCUCGAAUAUAUGGGGCCAUGGAAGAUCAGAGCAGUCCAGAGAGCAACUUGCCCAAUAUGAAACCCCGAGGAGGGCCACAGCGGGCUCUGCAGGGUUGGACCUCCACUGCACCGCCAGAGUCGUAUUAA
Messenger RNA from Arvicanthis niloticus (Nile rat), 1758 nucleotides. Lineage: Eukaryota; Metazoa; Chordata; Mammalia; Rodentia; Muridae. The record is from RefSeq and is a predicted model, not a curated record.